AUGGUUAGGGUUGGAUUAGGAAGAAUGUGUCUAAUGGUUAGAAUUCUACAGAGAAAACAAAUAAAAAAGAAAACGAAAAAGAAAAAAAAGAAAGAAAGAAGAAAAGAAGAGAAAAGAAGAGAAAAGAAGAGAAAAGAAGAGAAAAGAAGAGAAGAGAAGAGAAAGAAAAAGAGAAAGAGAAAGACAAAGAGAAAGAGGAAAAACGCGCGAGUGCAGGUUGCAGAGCUCGAAUAUAAUUUUUUGAAAGAAAUAAAGAAAUAUGAAGAUAAAGAAAACAAAUUGAUUCUUAAAAAGACUAGUCAAUUGAUUCCCAACUCUCCUACACCAGUCUCUUUUCAGAUAAUUAUCCUGCCAGCAUUAUCAUCAUCUCCUACCACCACGCCUCAAGCGAGGAUUCGCAUUCCCAUUGCCAUCCAUCCUUUCAUUCACCCGCAUCGGCAGAGCAAUUACCUUCAGCAAGAUGUAGACGUGCAGCAGCGGCAGCACGAAAGUGGAUAUGAUUUUGGCGAGAUCGAAAAGGAUUUUGAUGAGGCGCAUGAUCGUAGCUGCGGAUGCUGA
Molecule: messenger RNA, 558 nt
Organism: Rasamsonia emersonii CBS 393.64
Lineage: Eukaryota; Fungi; Ascomycota; Eurotiomycetes; Eurotiales; Trichocomaceae
Exons: 3
Coding region: 1-558 (185 amino acids)
Source: RefSeq, a predicted model, not a curated record